AUGGCCGCCAAGAACCACCAGAGACCGCCCUUCCGCGCUGAGCACAUGGGCUCGUUACUGCGACCCAAGGCCCUGACCGAGAAGCGCAUAGCCCUAGACGGCAAGAAAGCCGUCGAGAUCGCCGAAGACGAGGAGCUCAACCGUCUUGAGGAAGAAGGCGUGCGUGACAUCGUCAAGACGCAGCUGGGUCUCGGUUUCCACGCUAUCACCGAUGGCGAGUACCGCCGCCACCAAUUCUGGGGCAACUUCUUCCCUGGUCUUGAGGGUUUCGAAGAGGUCGACACGCCGAGCUGGGAUAUCUUCCGCAUGUAUGUCCCGGACAUUGCGGCCUUUAUUGAGAGUGACCAUAAGCCCGGCGAGUCCAUUGUCUGCACAGGCAAGAUCAAGCACAAGGGCAGCACGUAUCUGAGAGAGUGGGAGUUUCUAAAGAACAACAUCCCGCCUGAGCGCGUCAAGGAAGCCAAGCUGACCCUCCCCGCGCCCGAGUGGUAUCAUUUGCGAUAUCAAAAGGGGCAUGCAUACCCCAAAGACGUCUAUGCCAAUGAUGAAGAAUAUUUUGCGGACAUUGCCAAAGCAUACCGUACAGAAUUGGAGGUUCUGUACGAUCACGGCGUUCGGAACGUCACCAUCGACGACCCCAACUUGGCGUACUUCUGCUCGGAAAAGAUGCUCCAGGGCUUCAAGGACGCAGGCGAGGACUCUGACGCCCUGCUACAGUCCUAUAUCAAGCUGUACAACGACUGCAUCUCCUCCCGCCCCGCCGACAUGCACCUUGGCAUCCAUCUCUGCCGCGGCAACUUUGCCUACUCGCGGCACUUCUCCGAGGGCGGCUACGACCGCAUUGCCUCGCGGCUGUUCAAUGAGAUCGACGCCAACACCUACUUCCUUGAGUACGACACGGACCGUGCCGGCGGGUUCGAGCCUCUCAAGGAGCUGCCCGCGCACAAGAACGUGAUCCUGGGCGUCAUCACGUCCAAGUUCCCCGAGCUCGAGGACCUCGAGAAGAUGAGGGAGCGGGUUUUGCAGGCGGCCGACUUUGUGGCCAAAGGCGCGGGCCAGACACGCGAGCAGGCGCUGAAGAGGAUCGGCGUCAGCCCGCAGUGUGGGUUUGCAAGCCAUCACUUGGGCAACUCGAUUUCGCACCAGGAUAUGGUGAACAAGCUGAAGCUAGUGAGGCAGUUGGCCGACUCCAUAUGGCCGGGCGAGCCUUGA
Molecule: messenger RNA, 1212 nt
Organism: Colletotrichum spaethianum
Lineage: Eukaryota; Fungi; Ascomycota; Sordariomycetes; Glomerellales; Glomerellaceae
Exons: 3
Coding region: 1-1212 (403 amino acids)
Molecular function (GO): 5-methyltetrahydropteroyltriglutamate-homocysteine S-methyltransferase activity; zinc ion binding
Source: RefSeq, a predicted model, not a curated record